AUGAAACACAUAUUAUGGACUUUUUUACUUAUAUCUUCUUCCUAUGCUGAUGAUUUGCCAGUAUUCAAUAAAUAUAUGGACAAUGAAGCUCUGUCUGAAAACAUUCCAGUUGGUCAAUCUAUUUACAAACUUGAAGGUGUUGAUUCUUUUGGAAAUGAAAAUGAUUUACUAUAUGGUAUAGAAGGAACUGAUCAUUUAGUUGUUGAUUCUAAUACAGGAGUUGUUACUGUUGCAAAACCUUUAGAUCAUGAGGAAAGUGAUACAUUAAGAUUUACUGUAACUCUUCAACAGAAAGACUCUGCUGAUGUUGUCAGACUUCCUAUAUCUGUAAUUAUAUUAGACGAAAAUGAUAAUGUACCUAUAUUUGUACAUACCCCUUAUGAAGGUAUGGUGAGUGAAGAAUCAAAAAUUGGCACUACAGUAUUUAAAUGGAUCCAUGUUGAAGAUUUAGACAAAGUUGGUGAACCACUUGAAGUUAGAUGUGAAUCAAUUUUUCAGAAUGAUGAUGGAUGUUUGAAAUUUAAAAUACAAUCCUUGAAUGUCAGUGAAAGUUACUAUUUGGGUGUUUUAGUUGUAAAUGGAGAUAUACAGUAUUCAGAAACUCAGUUUUACAAACUGUUACUAGUUGCUACUGAUGGUGUACAUGAAACCAAAAUAAAUUUAGAUAUACAUGUUAAAGAUAUUCAAAACAUGCCUCCUAUUUUUCAUGGAUCUUUAACUACUGUCAUUAGUGAAGAUAUAUCAGUAGGAACUCAUAUUUUAACAGUAAAUGCAAAAGAUGGUGAUAGAGGAGAUCCAAGAAGUAUAGUUUAUGACUUAAUACAAAAUCCUAUGGAUUAUUUUUCUUUAGAUGGUUUGUCUGGUGAUUUAAGUACCGCAAAGCCAAUAGACCGAGAAACUCUAUCUAAUAAUAAUGGUAUUAUUACAUUAACAGUUCGAGCCAGAGAAGUCUUUAAUGGCUCAGCUUUAGAUGACAAAUUAAGUUCAUCCACUGCUAUUAUUACAAUAACUGUUCAAGAUGUUAAUGAUGAACCACCAGUUUUUAAUAAGCGUGACUAUUUUAUAUUAAUACCUGAGAAUAUAGCUCCCGGCACUCCUUUACCCAACCUAAACAUGAGUGUUACAGAUUCGGAUAUAGGUGCAAAUUCAGAAUUUUCGCUGCGGUUGCACGACGAGUCAAAAUUGUUUGUAAUCGAACCAACCAAAGCUAUUGGUUCAAUAGAUGUUGGAAUAAAAUUAGCAAAUAAUGUGAAAUUAGACUAUGAAGAUCCUAAUCAGAGGAAGUUUAUUGUUUUGGUAAUAGCAAGUGAACCAAGUGAAAAAUAUGAUUUAACUUCAACAGCUACACUUACAAUUCAAGUAACAGAUGUUAACGAUAACCCUCCAGAAUUUGACAACAAUGCCUAUACUCUUACAGUAAAUGAAACAGCUACACCCGGAACUAUAAUAGGAGUAGUUAAAGCAACUGAUAGAGAUAGUAAUCCAAAUAUUGUUUAUAAAUUAAGUGGACCUUCGGCUGAUAAGUUUAAUGUAGACAAGAAUACUGGUAUAAUAUCUGUUGCAUUUUGUUCAAAUGUCGGAAAAGCACCAUGUCUAGAUUAUGAAACACAAUCAAAUUAUUACUUAACUUAUAUAGCAACUGAUGACAAUGGUAAUGGACAGUCAAAUUCAGUAACAAUAAUGGUUAUGGUAACUGACAGUAAUGAUAAUCCACCAAUUUUCAUUCAACACUCAUAUACAAGUCUCAUCGAUGAAGGAGUAACAAUAUUUGAACCUCCUCUUAUUGUUCAAGCAGUUGAUGCAGAUAAAUCAUCGUCAAUCAUAUAUUCAAUCAUUUCUGGAAAUGAAAGAAAUUUAUUUAAAAUAGAUCAAAGUAGUGGAGAAAUAUUAAUUUCAUCUCCUAAUGGACUUCAAAGAACAAAAAAUAAUAUAACACUCUUAAUAAUUGCAAGUGAUGGGGUUUAUAGUGAUGAAGCAACUGUGAACAUUGUUGUGUUAGAUGUCAAUAACAAUAGUCCACAAUUUUUGUUGGAAUCUUAUAAUGUUUCUAUUCAUGAAAAUGAACCCAUUGGUUUUAGUGUUAUUAGAGUUGAGGCGAUAGAUGAAGAUUUAGAUAUGAAUGCAAAUCUUACAUAUCACAUACAGGAAGGUUCUUUUAAUCAUUUUGCUAUUGACCAUAUUACUGGACUUAUUUAUACUUCAUCAAAACUUGAUUUUGAUCAACAUUCAAAUUAUGCCAUUAAAACAUUAUCAAUUGAUAAAGGCACGCCUGCAUUAACUGGGAGUACAACAGUAUUCAUAAAUAUAAUAAAUGUGAAUAACAAGAGUCCAGAAUUCACUCCAACAAUACAGCGAACAGAGGUGUCUGAAGAUGUUCCUGUUGGUACAGUUAUAUACCGCCUUAUUGCUCAUGAUCCUGAUACAAGUGACGAAAAUGCAUUAAAUUACUCUUUGGAUUCUUCAGAGAUCACUGGGGUUAGCAGCAAUGGAAAUCAAUUGGAUAACAAUGUAGAUAUUAAAAAUUGGUUCAAAAUUAGAGCAUCUAAUGGUGAUGUUAUAAUAGCCAAACCUAUUGACAGAAAUAUUGCAGCUAUUGUUAGUCUAUCAGUCGUAGUCACUGAUACAUCAGCUCCAGAAGUUCAGCAGUCUACAGGAACACUAAUGGUGACUAUUAUAGAUAUAAACGAUACACCUCCAGUAUUUAAGCCACCUUGGACUAAAGAAAAUCCAUACUAUACUGUAUCAUGUUCAGAAGAACAGCUAAUUGGUACUGUUAUUGAGAAAUUUAUUGCAACUGAUGACUCGGGGAUUGAUUACUAUGAUAUAAUACCAAAUAAUCCAUAUAUUGAUGUUAAUCGGACAUCAGGAGUUUUGUUCACUAAACAAAAGCUUGACUUUGAAACCAUUGAAAAUAUUAAUAUUAAUUUGAUUGCUUAUGACACUGGCCAUCCUCAACUUUCAACUACCGCUACUAUAUUUAUAAAAAUUACCAACAUAAAUGAUAAUACACCGGUUUUUAAUCAGACUGAGUACAAAGCAGAAAUAGAAGAAAAUGCACCAGUUGGAACUUUUGUGACAAUUGUAAUCGCCACUGAUGCUGAUAAAGGAUUGUUUGGACUAGUUCGUUACUCCAUAAUUGGCAAUAAAUAUGGUUUUAUUAUUGAUCAAGACACAGGAAUUGUAAAAGUUAAUGAUUCUAGUUUUCUUGAUCGUGAAGUAACGUCAGAAUUUAUGUUAACAAUUCAAGCUAAAGAUGAAGCUCCACCUGGUUUGGCAAAAACUGCAGUAGCAUUGCUAUUUAUUAAACUAAUUGAUGUGAACGAUAAUCCACCACAAUUCGACCCAAAAGAUUAUUCAUUGUCUAUUAUUGUCUCAACUCCUACAACACCUCUUAUGCAAUUGAAAGCCAUUGACAAAGAUCUGAAUUCAAAAUUGAAAUACUCUAUUAUAUCAGGGAAUAAAGAUUUAUUUACCCUUGAUAAGGACUCGGGAUUUUUAUAUUCAGCUAUGCCCUUGAAUGGUAAAAAAGGUAUAUAUUUGAUCAAAGUUGAUGUUUUUGAUGGUGUAUUUCGGGAUCAAGCAAAUGUUAACGUUACUGUAUUAGAUGUUAAUCAAAAUCAACCAACAUUUGUUCAUCCGUCAACCAAUAAUUCCACACUAUCUAUCCCAGAAGAUGUUAGUGUUGGGACCUCAAUUUUAACAGUUUGUGCUGAAGAUAAAGAUUUUGGAGAAAAUGGCAGAGUGACUUAUUUUUUCAAAGUUUCCAAUACAAAUGCACAACAAACUGAUGCAUUUACUAUAAAUACAGAAACAGGACAGAUAAAAACUCAAAUUUUACUCGAUUAUGAAACUAAAUCAUCCUAUCAAUUGGUAUUAGUAGCACGUGAUCAAGGAUCACCAACAUGGCAUGAAUCUUUGAAGCUUCUCACAGUCAAUUUAAUUGAUGUUAAUGAUAAUAUGCCUCGAUUUCCUGUAUACAAUGAUCAUAAACCAUUGUAUACGUUUUAUAUCAAAGAAAAUAAUAGACCUCAAUACAAGAUUGGUCAAGUUAAAGCAACUGAUUUAGAUCAAGGUGAAAAUGCACGUAUUUAUUAUUAUUUAGUAUCAAAUAUACCAGUUCCAUUUAUUGUUGACCGUCUUGAUGGAACUAUUUAUGCAAACAAUACAUUAGAUCGAGAAAAACAAAGUUCAUAUCAAAUUAUUGUCAAAGCUUCAAAUGAUGUCAGUUAUCAACAAAAAAAUAUUGGAGAAGAAGAGGAUUAUAGUUUGGCUAAAGUAUUAAUUUUGGUAACAGAUGAAAAUGACAAUGCCCCAGUAUUUCAAACUAGUCAUUAUUAUGCAGGAGUAAAUACUAUGGCCAAAGUUGGAGAUGUUGUACUUCAAGUAACAUCAAUUGAUCUGGACUACGAAGAAAACAGUACAGUUGUAUACUCUAUAGAGAAUACACAAUUAUUUAGACCGGGAUUAAAUAAUUUGACAUGGUCAUCUUCACUAAAAGAUCCUUUUUCAAUUGAUCAAUCCGGCCGUAUUUCUACAGCUGCAUUCUUAGCGGAGUAUAAUCAAGGACGUUUUGACUUACAAAUAGCUGCCAAAGAAAGCGCACCUCCCCAUAGAGUUGCAUCAACAAUAGCCACUGUAUGGGUGUAUGAAACCCACCAAUUAGUAAAGUUAAUAGUGUCACGCGCCCCACAAACUGUUAAUGAAGGUCGAGAACAAAUACUCUCUAGUUUAGCAAAUGUGACUAAUAUGAUUGUUGUAUUGGACGAUGUUCGUUACCAUGUUAACCAGCAUGGUUAUAUUCAACCGGAUUGGAGUGAUGUGUACUUACACUUAGUUGAUCCAACAAGAAAUGAUAUAAUGUCUAGUUGGGAAGUCCUAACUAUCAUUGAUGAUAAAUAUGAUUAUUUGAAAGACUAUUAUCAUAAUUUUGCUAUUGAAAACGUUGUGCCUGCCUUGGUCGUUACCCAAAAUGAAUCAUUUGAACCUACUAUAGCUGCUUUGGUAGCUUUAUUAGUGGUAUUGACUGUUGGAUGUAUUGGUGUAUUAAUAAUUUGUUGCUGCUUCAGACAUUGGAUGUUUUCGGAUUUGGACAAUAAUUCAAUAAAGAACGAUAUAUUGAUAAAAAAAGCUGUGAUUGAUGAUCUCAGUACUACCGAAAAUCCUCUCUGGAUUGAACAAAAAUUAAAGUUAUAUGAAGAACAAGAAUUAACUAUGCAAGUUUUUUGUGAUCUAGAAAAUAAAGAAAUGCCGAUAAGCCAAGAUAAUAUAGUGGGAGAUAAUACUUAUGCAACAAUACGGCGUCCUUCUCGCCGUGGCUCUAUAAAUACUUUAUUGACGAUGACGCCAGGCGAAUAUGCUACUUUGGGAGGAUCUGUCUUACCGUUGCCUCCCGAUGGGGGCACUUCUCAUAGUCAACAAUUGUUUGAAGCUUCACUCGGGUUUCAAGGAUCUACAUUCCAAGUCCCAGAUUCUGCUCUGGAUACUAGUAAUCUGCUAAUAAACAACUCUGAUAUAUGA
Messenger RNA from Macrosiphum euphorbiae (potato aphid), 5517 nucleotides. The record is from the annotation of a GenBank genome assembly. NCBI's taxonomy places the organism in Eukaryota, Metazoa, Arthropoda, Insecta, Hemiptera, Aphididae.